Messenger RNA from Schizophyllum commune H4-8, 1424 nucleotides. RefSeq lists its product as uncharacterized. Lineage: Eukaryota; Fungi; Basidiomycota; Agaricomycetes; Agaricales; Schizophyllaceae. The coding region runs from base 1 to 1419 and encodes 472 amino acids. The transcript has a single exon. The record is from RefSeq and is a predicted model, not a curated record.
AUGGCACGCUCUCCUGCACGCUAUCCGAUCAAGCCACCCAACAAGAAACGAAAGCUAUACUCUCCUUCACCAUCCCCUCCCCCAAGGGCAACUUCAUCCACCAACAACUCGUCGACAUUGCCAUUGACCUCGAACGCUGGUCAUCGCGGAGUGGCAGCGUCUGCGGGGUCGGAUAAUUGCGCUAGACAGGCCUCGCCUGCAGAGGGAGGUGAAGCCUCCCUCGCGGCCGAGCGUUGUGGUGCGGUGAACCCUCCAUCCGCGCAUGCCAUAGCCAGCCCGGCGACCAUAGGCGUCCAGGCCGGCCUCACUGCGGAAGAACAGCCGACGUCGACCAUCUCAAUCCCUGUUUCGCUCCCUCAGCCUGCAACAGCUCCGUCAACCCCGAUACCACCUGCACAGUUCUAUGCGCAUGCACCUCAAUGGUUCCUGGAUCGAGCGGAGAGGAACCUGAGCUUCAAUCAGUUUGCCUUCUUUCAAAUGCUUGCUUCGAUUUUGUUUGCGCGCCUGUCAGGCAGAGAAGCAGCUCACUAUGCCACCUGGUUCCUGCUUGCCAACGAGUAUCUCACCAGCUCUGAUGUCGUGAAGGAUGGGAUGAAGGUCGUCAUCAGUACCAUCUGUCCUCAAUUGCCGGUCGCAGCUCUAGAGGACGACGAAGAUCCCAGCGACCUCAUUGGCGACGAACUUAGCUCCAAAGAGGGUAAAGCGAGUGCCGAGUCAGACAACAAGACCGCCGCGAACGCUCAGCCCGGAACAUCAACCAGUCAGGCCGAAGACAAGUCCCGGCACACCACGUCCCCGCCGAAAGCCUCGGACGAGAUUUCUCUGCGCACCUUAUCAAUCCGCAUUCCGGAUUUUGUGCAGGUCUCCCACAUCUUCGACCUCAGGGCGACGCAAGAAGACAUAUUUGCCUACAUCAGAGAAAUUGGCUUCGAUCCCUCCGCUUACCUCGACGCUGAAAAGGACGGAAUGCGGUAUCUCUGGCCGCAGGUCACGUUGCUCAUCGAGAUUAAACUCGAAGAUGAUGACAGCGAAUUGGCGAAAAUCAGGCAUAACGAACAACUCGACAACCAAGCAGCACACUUCUUCGCCAGUGGUGUCAAGGAGAAUGUCAUCGGCGGUAUCCUUGCUCUCGGCAACAAAUACACGUACAAAGAAAUUGGACGGAGUCACCUGGCCCAGGAGAGCCUGCAGCGCUUCGACGACCAGGCAUACCGUCCGCCGACGGUUCGUGUGCAGACCCAACCGAUGCAUCGACGACAUGUCCCUACGGCCCUCGAGAAAGCGCUGAACGACAGGUUUGAGGGGGGACGCGUAUUCAUCAACGCGCAUGACGCUGAAGGAAAGGCGUACCUUAAGCUGAUUAAUUCUCGUUCGCACGAGCUAUUCCCUAGGAUCUGGGGUCGGCAGAGCCAGCAGUGAUUCGG